This is a messenger RNA of Lasiosphaeria miniovina, 1028 nucleotides long. RefSeq lists its product as uncharacterized. Bases 205 to 663 code for a protein of 152 amino acids. The transcript is spliced from 3 exons. Lineage: Eukaryota; Fungi; Ascomycota; Sordariomycetes; Sordariales; Lasiosphaeriaceae. The record is from RefSeq and is a predicted model, not a curated record.
GUGACAAUCUUUUGGCGGCGGAUUUUUGCCUGUCUACGGGUGCGUAUGCUAGGGCGGCGCUAAUUACGCGAUGGCAUCCGCCAUCGGGAAUACCGUUUCGGGCCUAGUGUUGCUGACUAUCCCCGAAGAAAAUCGGCGUUUAUCGGGCUUAGAAUGGCAACUGCCUCACGGGCCGACGAGCUUCGCUAGGGCAUAAAACCCCCGAUGCCCCUCGGCCCAGCUCCUUUGCCUGGAUUGGCCGUGCCAAUCCUCUAUCUCCAGCUCGGCCCUCGGACUUACUCCGCUGUGACUCAGUGCCACCAAACCAGCCGAACCCUGCCAGCUACUGGCUGUCACCGCCCUGCACCGUGUGGACUGCCACUUGCACCGUGUGGACUGCCACUGCCCUGCACCGUGUCUCGUCUCGUCUUUCUGAGUCUGGCACGCCGCACCAGUGCCGCACAGCGUGCUGUAUCUUAUCUUAUCCCACUUGGACCCCUGCAUGAUCCGGCUGUGGGGAUGGAUUUAACAUCAACUGAGUCCAGCUUAAAUCCCAUUUAUGAGGAAUUUCGACACCUUUCGUAUUUACGGGGGCUGGUGCGUGGCCCCCAUGUCGAGUUUAUCUCAUUCGAGUCAUCCCAAUCCCGCAAGCCAUGCUCCACUGGCGAGAAAAGGUGUCAAUAAAGUUCACAAACGCUUAAAUACCCCAGGCAAGGAAAGACAGUCACAGUGCCAUGCAAUGCAAGAACGGUUGUUUUCCACCACCCGGGCUUUCUCGGACCUUGAACUGCGGCCCAAACCUUUAUCAGGACGACUGUGCAUAUAACCUUUAUCACGACGACUGUGCAUAUCUCACAGACUCACAGUCUUUGCAGUGCUCUUCGACGAUUAUUAUCGUUGUGCUCUUGUCACCGUCCGGCUGCACAUAAUCACAUCCCCGCCUAAUCUUCCGCUUACCGCUUACCGCUUACUUCCAGGUAGGGUAGGGCCACAAAUCAGUAUUCGCUCCGCUGAUAGGCGACGAAUAGGAAAUAAAAAGCAACAACAAC